Molecule: messenger RNA, 3805 nt
Organism: Ceraceosorus bombacis
Lineage: Eukaryota; Fungi; Basidiomycota; Exobasidiomycetes; Ceraceosorales; Ceraceosoraceae
Source: the annotation of a GenBank genome assembly
AUGUCUGGGCACAUGUAUGGAGGAGGCGGAUAUGGAGCUGGCAGCGGAGCAGGCGCUGGACCAUCAGGCUCCAACGAGAAGCCAGAGCUAGGUCUAGGUCAGUACCUCAAAGAUGUGCCUACAACUGGCAGUGAGCUGACAGGGCUCACUCCUUCCAUACGCACAUGUAGACCAGGCCGCAGAGACGAGCUUCGUCGCAUUUUUCAGGAGCAUGACGCCGGCAUCGGAGGGCACGGUUCGACUGUUCGAUCGCGGCGUGAGUGCAUACACUGGGCGGAGCGCAAUCCCUAGUCUCUCGAAGAGCGUGCUAAUUUCCGCUUCCCAAAUCACCCGUUGCAGGACUUUUACUCCGCACAUGGUGACGCAGCAAUGCUGGUCGCUUCGACAGUGUUCAAGACACACAGCGUUUUAAAGCAGCUCGGCAAGAGCUCCAAAGGCGGCGAGCUGUCGUCGGUGACACUGAGCAGAGCGGCAGCUCGGGACUUUUUGAGGGAUGCCCUGACAGUCAAGCAGCUCAGAGUCGAGAUCUGGGCCGGUGGAGGGAAGCGCAGCAAUGUGUGGACAUUGGCAAAGCAGGUAAGCCUGUGCGAACGUCUGCACUCGAAAGCAAAGGAGCAAACCUAAGUGCACUCUCUCGGCUUUUGCGCGACAGGCAUCGCCAGGCAAUUUGCAAACGGUCGAAGACUUGCUGUUCACUCAUGCCGAUCUCGUCACAUCUCCGAUCAUUCUUGCGCUGAGGCUCGCGAACGUAGACGGGGUACGAACAGUAGGAGCAGCCUUUGCCGACGCAAGUUCGCGCCAGCUCGGAUUGGCGCAAUUCGCGGACAACGAUCUUUUCUCGAAUGUAGAGGUAAGUCGAUCUGAACGCAUUGGAACUUCGUGCAGUGCACGAGCUCACAGUCACGGCCGCCUGUAUCAAAAGAGCUUGGUGAUCCAGCUCGGCGUCAAGGAAUGCCUCAUUCCCGCAGACGAGAAGGACACCGAUUAUGACCUGUCAAGAUUGCGCACUGUGCUUGAUCGCUGCAAUUGCGUCCUGACAGAAAGGAGAAAGGGUGGGUGCCGAGGUGCUCCAGUUCCGAGUGCGACUCAUCAGCUGACGCUGGCCUCUGUGGGGACAGGCGACUUCCAGCCCAAAGAUGUAGAGCAGGAUCUGUUACGUCUGUUAGCAGACACAUCAGCAGGCACAGCACAGCGUGAGUGCGUUUGAAGCGCAUCAUGUCUGGACUUCGGCUCAAUGCAUAUUUGUGCCGCUGCCUUUGGAUCAGAUGAAUUCGGACUCAAGGUGUCACUGGGAGCCUGCGCUGCGCUAAUUUCUUACUUGGAUCUGAUGACGGAGCAGCUCAAUUUCGGGCAGUACACCAUUCGCGAGCACGACCUGGGCCAGUACCUCCGCCUCGAUGCGAGUGCUUUGCGUGCUCUAAGCGUCUUUCCCGAGCCGGGUGCUACAGGAGGUAACAAGAGCAUGAGCAUUUACGGCCUGUUGAACAAGUGCAAAACGGCCCAAGGACAACGUAUGCUGGCUCAGUGGCUCAAGCAGCCGCUCGUGAACGUCUUGGAAAUCCGUGAGUGAGGGCGCGCCAUCCCGUCCUAUGCAGCUCCAUCACGCUUACUUUGCUCGGGCCUUCAGGCAAGCGGCAUACGCUCGUCGAUGCUUUUGUUGAGCACAGCGACGUUCGCACAGCACUGCAAGUGAGCGUCAUGACGCGCAAUAGCACAGGACUCAUCGUAUGACUUACACGAUAUUCAUCCACACACUUCAGAUGGAUCAGUUACGCAUGAUGCCAGACUUGCACCGCAUCAGCAAGCGCUUCCAGAUGGGUGUUGCUACACUCGAGGACGUGGUUCGCGUCUACCAAGCAGCGCUUCGCCUGCCCCAGAUGGCUGACUUGCUGUCCGAAGCGCGCUCCAUGGACGAGUCUUCUCAUCCUCUGGACGAAUCUUUCAUUGCGCCCUUCAAGGUGAGUCUGUCCUUUCGCGGGGCCAUCGCGUGAGCUAGCUGACAUCCGCUGGCUGUUCAGACGCUACAAGAGCAGCUUUCCAGAUUCCUGGAGAUGGUCGAAGAGACAUUGGAUCUAGAUGAGCUCGAGCAUCACAAUUUUGUCAUCAAGGCCGGCUUCGACGAUCGACUCCAGAGCAUCAAAGCGAGCCUGGACACCGUGCGAGACAAUUUGGACAAUGAGCAUCGACGAGUCGGAAAGGAUCUGAACAUGGAACUCGACAAGAAGCUUCACAUGGAAAAUCACAGCACGUACGGGUACUGUUUAAGGUUGACGCGUGCAGUGAGUCAAGUGUAUUUGCUUUGGCGCCACCCGCAUUGAUCAGUGAUUCUCCUCCUGCUCACCAGGAUGCCAAAGUUUUGUCGGGCAAGAAAAAGGGAUACGUUGAGCUCGCUACAAUCAAGGUAAGAAGCUCUGGCCUUCCACCUGUCCUCGCUUCGCUCGAUGCUCAUACGCUACACGUCCCCUUUUCAGAAUGGUGUUCAUUUCACCACACCAGUGCUGCGAGAGCUCAGCGACGACUUUCGCAGCUUAUCCGAGCAGUACACCUCGCAACAGGCAGGUCUCGUCAAGGAUGUCAUCGGCAUCGCCGCUUCCUACUGUCCUCCGCUGGAACGUCUGAACGUGCUGCUUGCCACCUUGGACGUGUUGCUCAGCUUUGCACAUGUCAGCGCGUGCGCACCGGUUCCCUACACAAGACCACAGAUUGUCGAGAAAGGAUUAGAAGCGCCUCUGCGCGUCGAAGAGGCGCGCCACCCGUGCAUUGAAGUGCAGGACGACAUUUCGUUCAUUGCAAACGAUGUCGACAUGUCACCAGGAGAGUCCGAAUUCUUGAUCAUCACUGGACCCAACAUGGGAGGCAAGAGCACCUUCAUACGACAAGUUGGCAUCCUUGCUCUGCUGUCCCAAGUCGGAUGUUUCGUCCCUGCUGCCGAGGGAGCUCGAAUUCCUGUCUUCGACUGCAUCUUGGCUCGUGUCGGUGCAGGCGACAGUCAGCUGAAAGGCGUCAGCACCUUUAUGAGCGAAAUGCUAGAGACUGCCACCAUCCUCAAAACCGCAACCAAAGACUCUCUCAUCAUCAUCGAUGAGCUAGGACGCGGUACUUCGACCUACGAUGGUUUCGGCUUGGCCUGGGCCAUCUCGGAAUGGAUAGCUACUGAAAUCAGAUGCAAAACGCUCUUUGCGUCGCACUUUGCGGAAAUCACUAAUCUGGCGGUACAGCAGCCACACGUCAAGAAUCUGAAGGUAUUGGCGCACGUCUCCGAGAAGAGCAAAGAAGGCGCAGCAAAUGCCACAGCUCAUUCAGAACAAGACAUCACACUGCUGUACCGCGUAGAGCCUGGCGUUGGGGAUAAGAGCUAUGGCUUGCACGUCGCAGCGUUGGCAGGCUUCCCAGACAGCAUUUUGCGGCUUGCAAAGAGGAAGGCCGAGGAGCUUGAAGACCUCGAAGGUGCGUGUUUGGUCGGUCUCGGUACGACCGAGUCAUCCAAGCUGAUUGUGCCUCAGCUUCACCCUCUGCUUUCGUAGACGAGGAUACGGACUCUCCCCUAAAGUUGCCAAAGGACGUGACAGACAGAGGGACCGCAUUAGUGGAAGAGUUCCUACUCACCUGGGCCAAGCGCUCCGCGGCUCUUGAAGGAGCAGAUGACGAAAACGUUGGGAUGACAAACGGGUCGGAUCCGUCAAGUAAGCGCAGACGUACUGUCGAUCCAAAAGCUGAGCUGGCUGAACUUAGAAGGACGGUUGAAGAGUUUAGGCCAAGGUGCGAAGCUGAUCCAUGGGUCAAGGCUGUACUGGAAAGCUUCUAG